GUUUAUCUCUAUACGACCGGUGCUUCUGUGCAGGUUCCGCUGCAUGUGCUGACAUCAAGGUGCUUGGAGGACUCAUACAUUGUACUGUUUUUAUAAUUAACAUUAUUGUGGACUGUUGUUAUUCGUGAAAACUUUCUGUUUUCUUCGAAGCAUCUCGUUUUGCCGGGAAAAGCAGUGAGUUGUGUCGCGCAUAAGUGAUUCCAUCGGAAAUCUAAACUUUUAAUUCUCACGAUUACUACAUACUAUUGCUGUUUAAGCAAAGUACUAUUUUAGAAGUUAGAAAUAAGAAAAUGGUCAUGGAGGCAUCCCCUUCUCCACAAAAUGUCGGUCGUGAAUUUGUCCGACAAUAUUAUACUUUACUCAAUCAAGCUCCUGCGCAUCUUCAUAGAUUCUAUAAUCAACAUUCUUCUUUUGUACAUGGAGGAUUAGAUUCAAAUAGAGAAUCUACUCCUGCUAUUGGUCAAAAACAAAUACAUCAAAAAAUUCAACAAUUAAACUUUCGAGAUUGUCAUGCUAAAAUAAGUCAAGUUGAUUCACAAUUAACUCUUGAAAAUGGUGUUGUUGUACAAGUAUCUGGAGAAUUAUCCAAUGCUGGACAACCAAUGCGCCGUUUUACACAAACAUUUGUUUUGGCUAUACAAGCACCAAAAACAUACUAUGUACAUAAUGAUAUAUUUCGUUAUCAAGAUUUGAUCUUUCCUGAUGAAGAGGAAACAGAUGUAGGUGUUGUAGAAGGAGGUGUAGGUGAAUCUGGAGAGAGGGAAGGGGAAGAAGGAGGUCGUUCUGAACCAGAAGAAGAUGAACAUCAAAAUCGAGGGCAGCAACUUUCAGUACCAGCUGCAUCUACUGAACCUCAAGCUCAGCCACCGCUUAUCCCUGCACAACAACCUGUACUACAACAGCAGCAACAAAUAUAUUAUGCUCCACCACCGCAACAAACUCAUGUACAUCCCGUAAUGCAACAAGUACUAAAUGGAUCGGUUCAUGAAGAAACACCAUUGAUCAAUCAACAACCACCACCUGCACAGCAGCAGCAACAGCAGCAACAACAACAACCGCCUCCACCACCUGCUCAACAACAUCAGUAUAUAACUGAAACUACAUCACAAACACAAUUUGUACAAGAAACAGAAUUGGAUUCCACUACUGAGCAACAACAACAAACGGAAAACGAGCCACAAGUACAAUCAAAUGAGACUCGAGAACAACCUGAAACUGAAACAUUUACUACAUCUGUACAAGAAUCUGAACCAGAACAUCAAGUGGCAAAUACAAAUGUAACUAGUAGUGGGCCGAAAACAUAUGCUAAUCUUGUUAAAUCAUUCCCCAGUACUACCGGAGCUACCAGCCCUCAAGCUCCCAAAUUAUCUAUGUCACCGCCUCCAUUGACAAACUUACGUUUAGACGAUAGAUCACCAUUACAUCCAACUAAUAGUGGACCUACACUUUCUACAUCAACUAGCGUUUCCACGCCUCAACAACAAACUCAUAGAGUUGGUAAUCAACAACCACAGCAACAGCAACAUCAACAACAACGAGCUCCAAGAGGAGGGGCAGUGCAACGAGAUGGCGAUCGUCGGGGAACGAGACAAAGUCAAUAUAGUGAUGCUCAUCAACUCUUUCUUGGAAAUUUACCACACAAUGCAUCAGAAGAUGAUUUACGUCAAGUGUUUGAAUCUUAUGGUAGAGUGGUAGAGUUGCGUAUACACAGUAAAUCAAAUGAUAGGUGCAAAGGUCCACAAGGAAAUAAUACAGGAAAAGUGCCUAACUAUGGAUUUAUCACUUUCGAAGAUCAGCAAGUUGUUAGCAAAGUGUUGCAGAAUUUGCCAAUUUAUUAUCCCGCUGAGAAUGGACAAAAAUUAAAUGUUGAAGAAAAAAAAGUUAAGCCUAGAACAAUGGAGGGUAGCGGUGGUCGAUUGAAUUCGAAUGAUGGUAGUAUGAGAGCAAUGGGCGGACAACAACAACAGCAACAACAACGUGGUCCGGGUGGACCUGGAGGAAUGAUGAGAGGUGGUCAACAUGGUACAAGAGGUGGACGUGGAGGAUUUUCACGAGGGGGUGAUGGUGGAAGGGGAGGUGGUGGAAUGCGGCAAUCUGGUAAUCCAAGCAAUUUAAGUUACCAAAACCGCCGCUAAUACUUGAAGCAAUGUUAAAGGCACACCCCAGUUUCUUUUUUCUUCGGUCAUCGAUAUAUAAUUAUCAUUAUCAUUUUUAAACUCAAAAUCCAGGACUAUUUCGUAUGCAACAUAACGUGAUUAAAGGCGCUAUCCUUUUACGCUUAAACAUCGCUUGCAUCGUUCGUCAAGCAACAACUAUAAAUGACGCAGCUCAAAUUGUAUGGAAUACGAACUCGAAUAGGAUUAUCGCAUUUAUGCUAAGUUCGUUUGUGGAUAAGGAAUAAUGAUUUAAUAAAAUAAUUCAUUGAACAUUCAACUUAAUCGGUUGGAUAUUUGAUGAAAUAACUACGAGUUCGUCCUUCAUACAUCGACGUCAGACAAUUUACAAGACUUUACGAUGAAAACAAAACUGCAUCCAUUUGCAUAUGUACGUAUAACAGAGCGACGUGUGAUAUCCUGUUUUGAGAUAUGGGUGUGUUUUUUUGUCUCCUAAUACGUAGCCCACGUUUCUUGAAAAGCCAAUAUUCAAAAAAAAAAAAAACAAAAUUGUUGCCAAUUUUUGUGAUAGAAUGCAAGGAAGGAAACGUUAUCGAGCUAAGAAAACGUUUAUCGAAACAUAUAUAUAUAUAUAUGUGGCAUAUAAAAACAAGAUAUAAUGAUAGAAAUAUAUAUCAUAUACACGUACACGUAUAAUAUAUAUAUAUAUAAUAUAUAUAUAUCGAAUUAGGAUUUGGUAAUAUUUUUUGUUUUCUAUUGGAUAAAUAUCAUGAAAGUCAUACGUCGCUCUUUUAGUUUUCUUCGUUUGCCAAUCGUAUUCAGGAGACAUAAGCGGUGCGAAUUCCGCUCUCGUAUAAGUAAGUCACGAGCCAAAUUAAACGAAAUUAAAACGAGAGGAUACGAAUCAUUUUAACUAUGAAAUAUCGAAUAUACAUUUCAUAUGCUCUCGAGUUAAUUCAUUGACUGCCGAUAAAACGUUCCACCUACAUGUAGAAAGUCGGCAAUAAUGUUUAUAGGUGGUAGUUGGUCGGUGUUGGUUAACGAGUAGAGAACUGCGGCUGUUCUGUGGUCGCAUACAAAAAAA
Molecule: messenger RNA, 3198 nt
Organism: Apis mellifera (honey bee)
Lineage: Eukaryota; Metazoa; Arthropoda; Insecta; Hymenoptera; Apidae
Gene: rin
Product: ras GTPase-activating protein-binding protein 2
Exons: 9
Coding region: 291-2135 (614 amino acids)
Cellular component (GO): cytosol; ribonucleoprotein complex
Molecular function (GO): mRNA binding
Source: RefSeq, a predicted model, not a curated record